GUCUAGGUAGUGUUUCCGGCGGCUGCUGCCGGCCCCGAAAGUGGUCUUGUGGGCAGUGAUGCCGUUGGUGGUGCUGUGCGGGCUGCCGGACAGCGGCCGAAGCCGGCGCGCCGACGAGCUCCGGAGGGCGCUGGAGGCCGAGGGUCGCCCCGUGACGGUCGUGCGCGAUGCCGACGUGCUCGGGCCCGGCGGGCCGGCGGCGCUGUGUGAGGCCUACUCCGACCCGACCCGCGAGAAGGCGCUGCGCGCGGCCCUCAAGGCCUCGGUGGAGCGCGGCCUGGGCCCCCGGUCUGUCGUCCUCCUCGACUCGCUCAACUACAUCAAAGGCUUCCGCUACGAGCUCUACUGCCUGGCCCGGGCGGCGCGCACCCCGCUCUGCCUGCUCUACUGCCUGAAGCCCCGGCCGCGGGCGCCGGGCCGCCAGGAGGACUGCCGACCCCAGGCCGAGGCCGCAACCGGCAGCUGGAGGCCGAAGCCUCCGGAGGAGGGCUCCGAGGAAGGCCCAGGAUCUCCGGCCUCAAGGCUCCAGGGAACCCCGAGUUCGAAGGCACUCUGCCCAGAAGAGAGCGGGGCCCUUGGGGUCGUGGGGCCCGGGGCGGCUGAGGAUUCGGGGCUUGAGCCGGCCAGGAAGCCGGGGUCUCCCGAACCUGGGAGCCCUGAGCCGGGGCCAGACCUCGGCUUUCCCCCGGAGCUCUUAGAGGCCUUGGCCCAGCGAUUUGAGGCCCCAGACUCCAGGAAUCGAUGGGACCGGCCCCUCUUCACGGUGCUGGGCCCUGAGGAGCCCCUGCCCCUGGCCCAGAUGUGGGCAGCCCUCUUUGAGAGCCAAGUGCCUGCCCCCCACCAGGCCACCCAGUCACAGCCUCUGUCCUCCACCAAUUUCUUGCACCAGCUGGAUCAGGUCACCAGUCAGGUCUUGGCGGCCCUGAUGGAGGCUCAGAAAACUGCCCUCCCAGGGGACUUGUUGGCCUUGCCUGGGACCACCGAGAGGCUGCUGUUCACUCGCCCCCUCUCUAUGGCUGAGCUCAGCCGCCUCAGGCGCCAGUUCAUCUCAUACACCAAGAUGCACCCCAACAAGGAGAACCUGCCCCAGCUGGCCAACAUGUUCUUGCAGUACCUGGGCCAGAGCCUCCACUGAGGGGGAGGGGGCCCAGGGAGGCAGGAUCGAAAAGCCUUCAGCUGCCUCCUGUUCCUCUGGCCUUCCCUCCCAGCAUCGAGUGGUAUAAGACUGUUAGGAGAUGCUGAGAGUUUUAAUUAACCCAACUUCAGACUGUGGCCAGUUUGGGCUUAGUGACAGUGGUGCUUGAAUACGUGUUUCUUCAGAGAACAGACCUAAAGGUCUGUAUGGAUGACCUCCGGUGAUACAUUUGUAUUCUUUUUAGGAGUAGUGAAAUUUUUGGACACUGACCUUCCCUUCUCAGUCUGGAGGCGACUAGAGAGAAGACUCAAAAUGGACAAGAACCUAUUUUUAAAAACCAGCAGAAUUCUGUUUUUCUGUUGAUG
This is a messenger RNA of Phascolarctos cinereus (koala), 1500 nucleotides long. NCBI's taxonomy places the organism in Eukaryota, Metazoa, Chordata, Mammalia, Diprotodontia, Phascolarctidae. The record is from RefSeq and is a predicted model, not a curated record.